AUGCCCCCGCCGGUGGUCAGCCUGGCCGACUGCGCGCUCUUCUUCUGUCCCUGGAAGCCGCGGAGAGCGAGAGCGGCGGGGGCCGCCGCGGCGGGGCGGCGCGCGGGGUCGCGGCCCGGCGAGCCCCGGCUGUUCGGGGUCAGCCUCCAGGAGCUCCAGCAGCGGGGGCUGGCCGAGAACGGGGUGCCCACCGCGGUGAGGGGCGUCGUGGAGUACCUCGCCCGGCACGGGCUCACCCAGGAAGGCUUGUUCAGGGUAAAUGGGAACAUGAAGGUGGUGGAGCACCUGCGGAUGCAGAUGGAAAAUGGGGUGCAUCUGCAGCUAGGGGCACAGGGGGAGGAGCAGGUGCGUGCAGCCGCCAGCCUGCUGAAGCUGUUCCUGCGCCUGCUGCCGGAGCGUGUGAUCCCCGCCUCGCUGCAGCCCCGCUUCCUCCAGCUCCUGCAAGAUCGCAGCAAUGGUGUGCAGGAGACUAGCUUAAGAGACUUACUGAAAGAGCUCCCAGAUAGCCACUACAGCCUGCUCAAGUACCUUUGCGGGUUCUUGACACAAGUCGCUGCCAACCACGUGUACAAUCGAAUGGACAUUCACAACCUCGCCACCAUAUUUGGGCCAAACUUCUUUCAGUAA
Molecule: messenger RNA, 627 nt
Organism: Dipodomys ordii (Ord's kangaroo rat)
Lineage: Eukaryota; Metazoa; Chordata; Mammalia; Rodentia; Heteromyidae
Product: protein FAM13A-like
Exons: 3
Coding region: 1-627 (208 amino acids)
Biological process (GO): signal transduction
Source: RefSeq, a predicted model, not a curated record